This is a messenger RNA of Dioscorea cayenensis subsp. rotundata (Guinea yam), 3243 nucleotides long. RefSeq lists its product as uncharacterized. The record is from RefSeq and is a predicted model, not a curated record. NCBI's taxonomy places the organism in Eukaryota, Viridiplantae, Streptophyta, Magnoliopsida, Dioscoreales, Dioscoreaceae. Bases 62 to 2887 code for a protein of 941 amino acids. The transcript has 7 exons.
GGCGAAGAGAUCGGAUCUUGCGCAGAAGCUUUUGGAUGAUAUCCGCCUCCGUAAGGAGAAGAUGGGCAUUGCUCCGUCGAGACAGCGUUCGGCUGCUGCUCCUCCUGCUCCUGAUAAAGUAUAUAGGAACUCCCAGCGAGCAUUCCAAGAUUCAGGAGAGGCAAUCACCAAUAAGUCUCGUAGCAGAAACAUGUUUGAGGCAGAUGUGACAAAGAUGUGGCUUGGUACCAGACAGUACAGGACGCCAGGCGACAAAGGAAUGUCACAAGACAUCGUCCCAUUUGGAGCAAAACGACUCGAACAAAACAUUGAUGUGUCAAUGGCCCUUGCACUGGCACUAAGCAAAACUGGCAAACUUCAAAACAUAGAACUUAUCAUGAACUAUGGAUCAAUGAAUGGUCGAUCCAUGUCAAAUAUCACAAGGCUUAAUUCAGAUGGAUUUCCCAUUCUUUCCAAUUUGCAUAUAGGAGAGGUAUCCAAAGGAGUUCAGAAAUUAAAUAAAAUCCUCAAUGAUCACUCCGAUGGGCUUCAAUUUAGCAGGAAUUCUAUUGACAUUGGAAGGGAACUCCUGAGAGGGGCAAUGGACUUGGAAGAGUCUUUGAAAAUGCUUGUGACACUCCAAGAAGCUUCAGAUUACAUGGUUGGUUCCAAUGGGAGACAGGUCAGGUUACUGAAAGGAAAAGAAGAUGAAUCAUCAUCCUCCGACAAAGUACAUCAGAAAAAGCAACUGGACAGACCUAGGUUCUCGUUUGAUGUAUCCCCAAAAUACUUGUGUGAAAUGGGAAGGGACAACAAGAAGACCAACAUUGAGCCAAAAUCCAUUGGUUGCAACAUAUUCUGUACCAAAACUGAUAUGCAGCACACAAACACAAGUGAAAAGCCUCACAGAGGAGAGACAUUUUCACUAUUGAAUGGUGCCUCCACUUCAAAAAGCAAUAAGCUGGGUGGCAAAGGUGGGCCACCUAGUGAGAAGUCAACAGGCCAGAAAGUUCACAAGGUGACAUAUUCAGAAAAAGCGGUGUUUAGAUCAGACAAUGCCAACAAGGUAUCAGGAGAAAGAGGAAUUAGAGAAACAAAUGCCGCAAAGAACAUUGAGUCAGUAUCUGACAAUGGAAAGGUAAAUAUGGGAAAUCUAAACCACACAGAAAACAAGAAACCAGCUUCAAGAUUGCAUGCCAAAAUUAUUAAGCAGAUCGAUAUGAAUAACGUGAACCAUGAGAAAGAAACCAGGGCAGCCAAGAAGAAGGAAGAGAGGGUGGAGGAGAACAGAGAAACAGACCAACACAAGUUCAAAGAAAGAAAUAGAAAGCCAGUCCAUGGUGUUGCGCAAGAUGUACAUACCGCCCCAGUGGCAACAUAUUAUCGCCACAAGGAGGAAGUUACCAAUGAAGAAGGAGAUCAAAAACAGAAAAGUAGCAUGAAGGGCAAUGCAGUGAGGCUGCAAAAUGAAGACCUUAAAUCAAAAGUCAAAAUUACAGUUAACAGAAGUGAGAAAGAAACAAAGCCUGAUGCAAAAAGCAAACAGCAGUAUGAAGAAGAGAAAAUAACUGACCUCAAGUUGAAGAACUUAGAGAAAUAUCCAGAUGAGACAAGCACCAAGAAGUUCUCCAGUAACUUGACAGUUUUAGCAAGCCAUAGAUGUUCGACAAAGGCAAAUAAUACAGGACAAAAGGAGAAUCUGAAAAGAAUUCAUAAUGAAAGAGCUAAACUAGUGAAGAAAGCAUCCACUUUUUAUGAAGAGGGCAUGAAAAUAUCAAAUGGAGGCUUGGACAGAAAAAUCUUCAAGACAGAUUCAACGACAGACCAAGAGAAGACUAAACAUUCUCUACAGAGAACAAAAAUCCAGAAUUUUGUGUGCAUUAAAUCUACAGAAAAGCCAGAUGUUUCACAAGUCGUAGGAAAAGAAAAUGAAAUUGACACCCCACAUGAAAAUGGCCAGCUACUAAAGCAGCAGUCUUCAGUUUUUCAAGAACAGGAACAAAGAUGCGAGGAUAACGAUAACAAAGCCACAGAAGAGAAGUUCAUAGAUCUACCAGAGAACCAAGAAAACCAAUUCCAACAGGAAAUGACAUGCACCUCCCUUUCAUGUGGUCCACUCACAGAUGAUUGUGAGAAAUUAAGGGUAACCAGCAAUGAAGCUACUGUAGAGAACAAUAGCCAUGGCCCAACCAUCAGAACUGUCCUUCAGCAACUUCCAGAUAUCCCAGAAAAGGAAGACACUGAAGAAAUGUCAUUCAACAUAAAGGAAAAUGAUCACGAAGGUCCAACUGACAGCAUGCAGAUGCAGGACACAGACUUUGAGCAUGUGAAAUGGCAGAAACAGGAACUAUCUGAAAAUAUCAAAGAGGAGUCUCUUACAGAGAAAGGAAGCCCCUUCAAGAAGAUGGUAGUAAAUAACAAAAAUUUUCUAAAUACGGCACAAGCACUUUUCAAACUAGAGAUUCCCAUUGGCAUUCUCCAUGCAAGUGAAAAUGCAUACCCAGCUGAAGACAGUAAGGGCACUCUAGACUGUGUGUAUGAAGUAAUGAGACGGAAAAACAGAAGAGAAGAGUCCAAUUUCGCCUUGAGACUAUCUAUUGCACCUAUAAGGGAGAGAUCUUUAGAUGAUCUCAUCCAAGAGUUGAAUGGUGAUCUUCAAAACUUAAAAUGCCCCAUCACAAAAGAGGGUGGCGACUAUGAUACUGCAGAAAUGCUGCACAAGAUGCUUGCAAGAGAUAUUCAAAACUGUAAUCCAGAUAUCAACUGCAUGUGGGAUCUUGGGUGGACCAUGAUGCUAUUUGCAGAUGCAGAAAAAGAUGAAGUGGUAAGGGAUGUGGAGAAGCACAUCUUGAACAUGCUAAUCAAUGAGUUUGCACUGGAUAUCUUGAAUUUAAACAUCACAGUGUAAUAUAUAGAUGCCUGUUAAGAUCUCAAAGGUCGUUGUUGCGUUGCACCAUCAAGUCGGUAUAAGUUGGAUUGUAGGAAAGGUAGUGUGAUGAGAGGUGUUGGAAUUCUAAAGAAGACAGCAGAUGGCAUGCAAGCUUUAUUCUAUGUAAGUUUCUUUGCCAGAACUAAUUUGCAAACUAUACACAGAGUGUACUGACUACAUCUGUAAAGCCCAAAUGGCAAAUUACAAAAGUGAAAUUCUGGCCUUCAAAGUUUUUUUAUGUAUACAGAAUCAUUCAUAUUGUUAGACAUAGAGGUGAGCUAUAUGAUGAAUAUUUUUCUCCCUUUGGCUUUGAGGGAUAGAGUUCAUGAAAUCAG